AUGGUGGAACAGACGCUGCUGGUAGCUUCCCAAUCCACGGAAGAUGAUCUGCGCAUUAACAGCCUGGCACUCCUCAACACGCUGGCAAGGUGCGGCCUCCUCAGUCUGACAUCCUUCGACAAGCGUGGCGGACAUGCGAUUCAUCGAAGCGGCCAGGAUAUCAAGCUGCUGACGGAGGCACUGAAGGCUUCGCUGCUUUCCGCUGACGUGCACGCACAGCUGCUCGCCUGCCAGUUGACCACCCUUCUCGCUUGCGACCCUUCUCUCGUCACAGAGGCAGACAUCGCACCGCUGGUAGAAGCGGACGUCGACAUGUUCGUUUACGAAGUGCUUCGAACCACAAGACCAGGUGCGCAAGCCGUUUCCGAAGACGCGAUCCUCGCGGCCGCCAUCCAGGCCCUCAACGCGCUCUCCCGUGCGGGAGACCCGUUCCGCAGGCACUUCGUGUUCGGCUUCGAGGCAGUCGUGCACGCGCUGGCGAGCGCCGUGGAAACCAGCUUCGCCGCUCUUCAAGCUGACGUGUGCGCGCUGCUCAGCACGGCCGUAGAGACUAACCCAGGCAGCCUGCCGACAGCCAGCUCCGAGCAGCUAGUCUGCGCUCUUGCUUCGGUUCUCGAGCAACAUUUGGACGGGAUCCAAGCGACCUCGUCGCACAACGAACCUCUCAACCCCGCCGUCUUUGCCUGCACUUGCGGCUCGCUCGCGAGCGUGCUGACGUGGCGGUCCAGUCUGCUGACGUCAGAGAAGACGGCAGAGGCGCUGACGGUUGCUCUGAGCAUUCUCAGUGCCGUUGACGGCAGGAGCGAAGCAGAGGACUACAUCCGCGUGGCAGCCAAUCUGCUAGCAAAAGCGAUCGGCGUCGUCCUUUCCCUAAACAGCGGCGGGAUUGGAGAAGGGGAAGCUGAUGUUGCAGCUUUGCUGAUAAAUCACUGCGACGUUUACCUUGUACCCGCUUACAUAAGCUGCCAGGAAGAUGCGCUAAAUUCGAACGUCCAUAUUGCCGCGCACGAGGCCCUAUCGGCUGCGUUGCAGCUUCCAGUAGAGUGCGCGCAGCUUCUCGCGCAGAAGCUGGCGGCGACCAUGUGGAUCCGCCUCGACUUCGAGCUUCUCGCAAGGAUGACUUCGGAAGCCACGCUCCGCGGAGCCAUUUUUCGCUUCUUGGCAGUCCUCGUGGGACACGUGUCUGGCUCAGAGGCCGGCGAGCUGAUCAACAAGGUGAUCGUCAGCCUGCCGCACAACGCUGAGGGUAUGCUGGCCGCUCUAGAAAAUUCUACUGGCGGGACGAGAGAGGACAUUGCGCUACAAGAAGCGGUACUGGCACUCCUUCACUGUGGAGCACUGUAUCAGGAGAACCGGAUUGUCGACGAGGUGCAGCUCCUGGCGAGCAUCGAGCGCCUGCUGCUGUCGCCUGCUUGGCAGACCACCCCGGGCGUGUCGGACUCCACCAUCAAGCACCUCCUCUUUCUCUAUUCAACCACCCGCGAAGCCUCUAGCGCGGGAGGCGUCCGCUGGAACCCGCGCGCUGAGCGCGCGCUCGUGGACCUCCUAGACGCGCGGGGCGCGCUGCCGGCCGCGGCGCACGAGCUGCCACUCCCCGUUAUCGCGUGGCUUUUCCAACAAGAGCGGCUCCGGGACUUCUGCACCAGCCAGAUCGAGCGCUGGCUGAUCGAAGCACCCGAUGCGGGAACAGGAGUCCUGGGGCUUGCGGCGGAGGUGCUUGCCAAGACAAGGGAAGCGCCGUUGUUCGUGUCGAGCGUCGUCGAGAGGCUGACGUCGAGUUGUGCAUUUGAGCCGAUGGGGAGGCUUUUCCAAAGCAUGAAGCAGAUUGCGAGCGGUUCCGGAGAAGCGGGGACGGCGCUCGUGCGAGGGGGACUGAUCGAGAAGAUAAGGAAGCUUCUCCUUCUUCGUGUGAGAAAUGUACCGGUCUCCAUCCUCACUGGAACCUUCGACCUGAUUGGCGCACUUCUUCCCAACCUCGCAAGGGUAGCCGCACACGAAGCAGGAGAAUGGGGACAUCUCUCUCAGCAGGUGUGUAAGAUUUUCCUAGACGAGACGCGGCAGCCGGCGUCGCCCGCAUCGCUUCCUCUCCUGCUUGCCGGCUUGAACCUCCUAAACCGCGUCCUCUUCGACGGCCUCCUCCAAACCCCCGCGCUCCGCGAGCCCGCGGCCGCGCUCCUGGGCAACGCGGAGCUCAGGCAGUUCUGCGAGAACGUCAUCCUCGAGUCUGCGCGCUCGCAGUCCAAGGGCGCGCGCGCGCAAAGCAGCGCCCGGGACAAGCUCCUUCUGGCAGCCCUGACGUUCCAUCACUUAUGGCUGUACAGAAGUGCCCUCGAAGUUCCGUCGUUCCGUCUGGCUGCUUCCGCUCCGGAACCAUCCGCUGUGAGCUUCGGGGAGCUGCUCCAGAUCCUGCAGUCGGGGCCCAGUGCAGCGCGCGCUGUUGCAUCGUCGUGCCUCGUCGCGCUCAUCUCGCAAAUGGGGGAUUCCGGGGUCCAGUGCGGAACGGAUAAGGAGCGGCACGGAACCCCGUCUCCAAGCGGAGCCCUCACGGGGCCUCAUUUGCGCGUGCUCGCGUUCCUUUUGCAUAACCUGCUGUCCUCCGACGGCGGGCUCCUGCGACGGAACGGAUUCCGCUGCCUCGCCGGGCUCUGCCAAGCCGGAAGCCUGCCUCCCGGGGUGAGCGAAGUGGCGACCCACAGCCCUUGGAACCGGUUCCUCGCGCAAGAGUUCGUCGCUUCCGUUUCCGCUGCGAGCGAUUCCGCUGGGACGCUGCCGCUCGAAGCGGCGCCCCUAAUGACAAGCUUUCUGCGCCUGUCCCCGAGGCCAAAGUGGCUCGCAAACGUGUUGUCGCCGCAAAGCUGCUCGAAGAUCGUCGACUGGGUCUGCUCAGCCAAGCAGCUGUCGCCGGAUCUGAUCGAGUUUCUGUGCGCGCUCCGGGAGGGCGGUUUUCUGGAGGCGGACGACGUCUGCAAGCUGCAGGCCUUGUUUCAGGCGAGCCUUCCCUUCGUCGCCUGCAACCGAAAGGAAGCGGAGUCCAAUCGAGGAUGA
Molecule: messenger RNA, 3045 nt
Organism: Klebsormidium nitens
Lineage: Eukaryota; Viridiplantae; Streptophyta; Klebsormidiophyceae; Klebsormidiales; Klebsormidiaceae
Source: the annotation of a GenBank genome assembly